Molecule: messenger RNA, 1325 nt
Organism: Chelonia mydas (Green sea turtle)
Lineage: Eukaryota; Metazoa; Chordata; Testudines; Cheloniidae
Gene: SGF29
Product: SAGA complex associated factor 29
Exons: 10
Coding region: 326-1264 (312 amino acids)
Cellular component (GO): SAGA complex
Source: RefSeq, a predicted model, not a curated record
AACGCGCCCUUGUUCCCAUCUCGCCCUUCAAGGGGGAAGACAAAGGCGCAUGCGUCGGAAUCCCCUCGCACGCCCGGAAACUACACGUCCCAUGAGGCGCCGCACUACCGCGAGCAUGCGUAGUGCGUGCCUUUCGCCUUGCACCGCCCCGGAGCCUCAGCGCUGUCGCCAGCGCCUCCGAGAGUCCUCGUCCGGCCUCGGUACGGUGCCUCUGCGGCGGGUGCGGGACUCCGGCCACGGGAGCCGUCGACCUCAGGGAUUUCGUAGGCAGAGGCCGCGGCUGCCGUGGGGGGCGGGAGGGCGGCAUGUAAAUUAGACAGCGCGCAUGCGCCGGAAGCAAAGCACGCCGCGGCAUGGAGAAUGCGCAUGCGCCCCAGCCACCAUGGCUCUGGUGUCGGCUGACUCGCGCAUCGCGGAGCUCCUGGGAGAGCUGCACCAGCUCAUCAAACAGACGCAGGAGGAGCGGUCGCGGAGCGAGCACAACCUAGUCAACAUCCAGAAAACACAUGAGCGGAUGCAGACAGAAAACAAGAUCUCCCCGUAUUACCGGACCAAGCUUCGUGGACUCUACACAACUGCCAAAGCUGACGCGGAGGCUGAGUGCAACAUCCUACGCAAGGCGCUGGACAAGAUUGCGGAGAUCAAAUCCCUUCUGGAGGAGCGGCGCAUUGCCGCCAAGAUUGCCGGGCUCUACAACGAGUCAGAGCCACCCCGCAAGACCAUGCGCAGGGGCGUCCUCAUGACCCUCCUCCAGCAGUCAGCCAUGACGCUGCCCCUGUGGAUCGGCAAGCCUGGGGACAAGCCACCCCCACUCUGUGGCGCUAUCCCCGCUGCCAGCGAUUACGUGGCUAAGCCGGGGGACAAGGUGGCCGCUCGUGUCAAGGCCGUGGAUGGGGAUGAGCAAUGGAUCUUGGCCGAAGUGGUGAGCUACAGCCACGCCACCAACAAGUACGAGGUGGAUGAUAUCGAUGAAGAAGGCAAAGAGCGUCACACCCUGAGCCGCCGCCGCAUCAUCCCGUUGCCCCAGUGGAAGGCGAACCCUGAGACAGACCCCGAGGCGCUGUUCCAGAAGGACCAGCUGGUGUUGGCGCUGUAUCCCCAGACCACCUGCUUCUACCGGGCCCUGAUCCACGCCCCACCCCAGCGGCCCCAGGACGAUUACUCGGUGCUCUUCGAGGACACGUCCUACGCGGACGGCUACUCCCCGCCCCUCAACGUGGCCCAGAGAUACGUGGUGGCCUGUAAGGAGACCAAGAAGAAGUGAGGCGGUGGGAGCAGAGCUUGGGGGGGCCGUGAGUAUAAUAAAGGCUUCUCCGCCCCCCCCA